GGGUGCAGGGAGGAGUUGGGUGUUUUGGCGGGUGCUGUCCUGCCCGGUGAGUAGUUGCACGGGUUCCAGAAAUUCGGUCCCUGGGUUGUGUCACGAAACUGGAAGAAAGGUAGUAAGCAUGAAGCGCAGUUCAGUUUCCACCGGUGGUGCUGGCCGCCUCUCCAUGCAGGAUUUAAGGUCUCAGGAUUUCAAUAAACAAGGCCUCCAUACCCCUCAAACCAAAGAGAAACCAGCCUUUGGAAAGUUGAAUAUAAACAAACCCACAUCUGAAAGAAAAGCCUCUGUGUUUGGUAAAAGAACUAGUGGACCUGGAUCCCGGAAUAGUCAAUUUGGUAUAUUUUCCAGUUCUGAAAAAAUCAAGGACCCACGACCACUUAAUGACAAAGCAUUCAUUCAGCAGUGUAUUCGACAACUCUGUGAGUUUCUUACAGAAAAUGGUUAUGCAUAUAGUGUAUCCAUGAAAUCUCUACAAGCUCCUUCUGUUAAAGACUUCCUAAAGAUCUUCACUUUUCUUUAUGGCUUCCUGUGCCCUUCGUAUGAACUUCCUGACACAAAGUUUGAAGAAGAGGUUCCAAGAAUCUUUAAAGAUCUUGGGUAUCCUUUUGCAUUAUCCAAAAGCUCCAUGUAUACAGUGGGGGCCCCUCAUACAUGGCCACAUAUUGUGGCAGCCUUGGUUUGGCUAAUAGACUGCGUCAAGUUACAUAAUGCCAUGAAAGAAAGCUCACCUUUAUUUGAUGAUGGACAGCCUUGGGGAGAAGAAACUGAAGAUGGAAUUAUGCAUAAUAAGUUGUUUUUGGACUACACCAUAAAAUGCUAUGAAAGUUUCAUGACUGGUGCUGACAGUUUUGAAGAGAUGAAUGCAGAGUUGCAGUCAAAGCUGAAGGAUUUAUUUAAUGUUGAUGCUUCCAAGCUGGAAUCAUUAGCAGCAAAAAACAAAGCAUUGAAUGAACAGAUUGCAAGACUGGAACAAGAAAGAGAAAAAGAACCGAAUCGUCUAGAGUCAUUGAGAAAAUUGAAAACUUCCUUACAAGCAGAUGUUCAAAAAUAUCAGGCAUACAUGAGCAAUUUGGAGUCUCAUUCAGCCAUUCUUGACCAGAAAUUGAAUGGGCUUGAUGAAGAAAUUUCUAGAGUAGAACUAGAAUAUGAAACAAUGAAACAGGAGAAUACUCGCCUACAGAAUAUUGUCGAUAACCAGAAGUACUCAGUUGCAGACAUCGAGAGAAUAAAUCAUGAAAGAAAUGAACUGCAGCAGACCAUUAAUAAACUAACCAAGGACCUGGAGGCUGAACAACAGCAGUUGUGGAAUGAAGAGCUAAAAUAUGCCAGAGGCAAAGAGGCGUUAAAUACAAUGAUAACAGAAAGCAGGAGAGGUGUAAGAACUCUGAAAGAAGAAGUUCAAAAGCUGGAUGAUCUUUACCAACAAAAAGUUAAGGAAGCUGAAGAAGAGGACAAAAAAUGUGCCAGUGAGCUAGAGUCCUUGGAGAAACACAAACAUCUGCUGGAGAGUGCUGUUAACGAGGGCCUCAGUGAAGCUAUGAAUGAAUUAGACGCUAUUCAGCGAGAAUACCAGCUAGUUGUGCAAACCACAACUGAAGAACGACGAAAAGUGGGAAAUAACUUGCAGCGUCUUUUAGAGAUGGUUGCUACACAUGUAGGGUCUGUGGAGAAAUAUCUUGAAGAGCAGAUUGCUAAAGUUGAUAGAGAAUAUGAAGAAUACGUGUCUGAAGAUCUCUUGGAAAAUAUUAGAGAGAUUGGAGACAAGUAUAAGAAGAAAGCUGCUCUAAUUAAGCCUUCUGAUGAAUGAAGAUAAAAUAUUGAUUAAGCAAGAACUUUAUUAACAGUGCAAAUUGUUAAAUGUCCUCUGUAGGUUUGAAAAAUCUCUAACAUAUCUUAUACCCCUCCUUACAAUGAAGUCUUAUGACCAUAUCUUCCCAAGCCUGUGAAAUAUUUUUAUAUCUUUUAUAAAUCUAGUUCAUUAAAGUAUGUAUAACCUGAAAUUAUGAUAACUUUUUUUUGUUAUCUUCAGAUGUGAAAGUCUAGUUAUAUUAUGUAUCCAGAGUUCAUAAAAUUAUAUCAACAAA
Molecule: messenger RNA, 2081 nt
Organism: Callorhinus ursinus (northern fur seal)
Lineage: Eukaryota; Metazoa; Chordata; Mammalia; Carnivora; Otariidae
Gene: NDC80
Product: NDC80 kinetochore complex component
Biological process (GO): attachment of mitotic spindle microtubules to kinetochore
Cellular component (GO): Ndc80 complex
Source: RefSeq, a predicted model, not a curated record